Messenger RNA from Paecilomyces variotii, 2225 nucleotides. Its product is annotated as fungal-specific transcription factor domain-containing protein. Bases 319 to 1977 code for a protein of 552 amino acids. Lineage: Eukaryota; Fungi; Ascomycota; Eurotiomycetes; Eurotiales; Thermoascaceae. Gene Ontology annotation, molecular function: DNA-binding transcription factor activity, RNA polymerase II-specific; zinc ion binding; transcription cis-regulatory region binding. Gene Ontology annotation, biological process: positive regulation of transcription by RNA polymerase II. The record is from RefSeq and is a predicted model, not a curated record. Gene Ontology annotation, cellular component: nucleus. The transcript has a single exon.
CGGUUGACUAUUCAAUAUGGCUGAUAAGCAGUAAGCCCCCAUCCAACCUUAUCGGAGCUGGUCAACUUCCCCAUUUCCCCCUCUCUUUUCCGUUUUCAAUCUCAAAUAAGAAAGUGAACGUUGUUGCAGGCCCUAAGCGGCUUCCUGCUCUCAGUCUACUGCCCCAGGUUCAUCAGAAAAUUCCACUACCAUAGAUCUCAAAUAUAGUCCAAACUAAUACUGCAAGUUUUCGUUUUCUGUCUUGAAGAAAAGUCCUUUCUCCACUUUCCCCCGGCCUGGUAUCUUGAUUCUAUCUCCACGUUUUUAUUGUACUAGACCAUGGUCCCCAAACGCAUAAGGACUGUCGAAGGUUCCUGCUGGCCAUGCAAGGAUCGUCGAGUCAUCUGCGAUCUCCAACAACCUGAGUGUUCGCGUUGUGCUACGUCUGGCCGGGCAUGCAACUACAGCAAAGUCCGUCUCAAAUGGUGCAACGGCAUUGCGGCUCGUGGGCGUUUCGCGGGUCGGAAUGACCCCGUUUCUGCUGCUGCUGUCACUGCUAAUGCUACCUUUUCAACCGGCGGUAGGACUUUGGCCAAUGUUACUACUACUACGGAUGGUUCUGCUGUUGCUGCUGCUGAUACUGGCUUUGGGGAAGGAUCGAGCUCGUCGGAGAGGAGCGAUGAUGAUGGUUCCUCUGUCAUCAGUCUCAGUCCUUCAGCGAGCUUUAGUGUCCUGUCUGCUACGGUAUUGGAGCCCGCGUUUGUCAUGACGGCAGACCAUUUGAUGCUUUAUUUCCAACAUGAAGUCUUGGAUAGGUUUAAUGUGGCCCAAGAUCGGCUUCAGGUUGAUGUAGGGUCCGCUUGUAAGGAUCCUGCCUUACUCCAAUCCGUCACAGCGGUUGCGAAUGCACAUCAUUUCCUCUACGCACGGAGGAGUCAGCAGGAUGCGAUUUUGGCGAAGAAGAUAGCUAGAUUGACAGCUAUAAAGCUGUUUAGGGAAAGAUUACAAGUUUCUCGUGUGCGGCGACGACAGCAACAACUGGUGAAGACAGGAGCGGAUGGGGGCCUAGAUAUAGCUCCCGUGAAGGACCUGUUUGUUAUUAAUGUUUUGUUUUGUAUCCUUGACGGGAUUAUAGAGCCUUUAGAUGAAGGCGCCGCCACUUAUCUGCAUUUCCGCGGUGGGAGAGCUAUCCUGGCCCAGUGGGGGUUCCUGGAUCAGCUCUUUCGAGUGAAGAAGGGUCUAUCCGCGUUGAUGCUGUCCAUCUUUGCGACUAUGGAUCUGACCCAUUCUCUACUCACUGGAGAGAGGCCAUACUUCUCUCCUGAGAGCUGGAUGGACUUUGCUGAUUGUGAGGGCUGGUGGGGUGUUCUUCCACCGGGAGAUCAGUUUCUCGAGAUCAUGGCUGCCCUCUCUCACAUCGCACGGUUGGGACAUCAAUACCGCUCAAUUGGGGUGUCUCCGCCUCUCAAGGAGAUUUUAUCAGUAUGGAAUACCCUGGAUCCGAAUGGCAGCGGUCUCAUGGACAAAAGUGGGUUUGUAAUAACAUCUCUUCCCGCGAUUCCAUUGGAGCCUUCUGCGCCUUCAGAUACCGGUGGUUCCCAGCCUCUCAACUAUGACCGCUCCUGGGAAGUCUUCUGUUCCGCGUACCGGCAGACUGCAUUGAUAUACAUCUACCGGGCUGUCUGCAACUUGCCGCUGACACAUCCACGCGUUCAACGGGCCACAGAGGCUGGCCACCGGGCGAUCUGUGAGACUCGGCUGGCGGGGAAGUUAUCUCACUGUCUUCUUUUCCCGACGCUGGUGAUUGGAAGCCAAUGUCUCAUACCGGAGCAGCAAAGGGCGCUGCGUAAGAACCUGCUGUUAACGGGCACGUUCUUGUAUUUCGGCUCCAUACCGGUGAUGGACCAGUUCCUGCAGAAGCUGUGGGCGACUCCAGACCCGGACGUGAGCUGGUGGGACUGCUUUGAAAGCAUCUCGCGGAAGACGUUCCUGUUCUGAGCUUUGGAUCCCGAAGAGAAAGAGGGGGCUCGCAUCUUUUUACGAUUUCCAUGUGUGUAUAUAUAUAUAUAUAUUAUCUGUCUUUCGUACCCGAUUAUUUCGAGUUUCAUGACGAAUCGAUGACGGAAGGGUGGUACAUACAAACGGUUGAUGAAUCUCAGUGUUAUUACCAUGAUUUUUAAAUGGAAUCGCGGGUCCUGUUGUGCCCCGUUUCAUUUCUGUAGCAGGACGGCUGCAUGGGAUCGACU